AAGCUCGCGCCGCAGUCGCCGCCGCCGCUCAGCUUCCCCGGGCGCGUCCAGGACCCGCUGCUCCAGGCGCGCAGACCCCGGACCCGGCGUGCGUCCCCACGAGGAAAGGGACCCUGCCGCUCAAGCCGCCUCCGCCAGCCCCCCGCGAGGGGUCCCAGAGCUAGCCGCGCCCGCCCUCGCCCCCAGCCCCGCAGCCCUCCCGCCCUGCGCACCAUGAACGCCCCCGAGCAGCAGCCCCAACCUGACGGCGGGGACGCCCCAGGCCACGAGCCCGGGGGCAGCCCCCAAGACGAGCUUGACUUCUCCAUCCUCUUCGACUAUGAGUAUUUGAAUCCGAACGAAGAAGAGCCGAAUGCACAUAAGGUCGCCAGCCCACCCUCCGGACCCGCAUACCCCGAUGAUGUCCUGGACUAUGGCCUCAAGCCAUACAGCCCCCUUGCUAGUCUCUCUGGCGAGCCCCCCGGCCGAUUCGGAGAGCCGGAUAGGGUAGGGCCGCAGAACUUGCUGAGCGCGGCCAAGCCAGCAGGGGCCUCGGGCCUGAGCCCUCGGAUCGAGAUCACUCCGUCCCACGAACUGAUCCAGGCAGUGGGCCCCCUCCGCAUGAGAGACGCAGGCCUCCUGGUGGAGCAGCCGCCCCUGGCCGGGGUGGCCGCCAGCCCGAGGUUCACCCUGCCCGUGCCCGGCUUCGAGGGCUACCGCGAGCCGCUUUGCUUGAGCCCCGCUAGCAGCGGCUCCUCUGCCAGCUUCAUUUCUGACACCUUCUCCCCCUACACCUCGCCCUGCGUCUCGCCCAAUAACGGCGGGCCCGACGACCUGUGUCCGCAGUUUCAAAACAUCCCUGCUCAUUAUUCCCCCAGAACCUCGCCAAUAAUGUCACCUCGAACCAGCCUCGCCGAGGACAGCUGCCUGGGCCGCCACUCGCCCGUGCCCCGUCCGGCCUCCCGCUCCUCGUCGCCUGGUGCCAAGCGGAGGCAUUCGUGCGCCGAGGCCUUGGUUGCCCUGCCGCCCGGAGCCUCACCCCAGCGCUCCCGGAGCCCCUCGCCGCAGCCCUCAUCUCACGUGGCACCCCAGGACCACGGCGCUCCCGCUGGGUACCCCCCUGUGGCUGGCUCUGCCGUGAUCAUGGAUGCCCUGAACAGCCUUGCCACGGACUCGCCUUGUGGGAUCCCCCCCAAGAUGUGGAAGACCAGCCCUGACCCCUCGCCGGUGUCUGCGGCCCCAUCCAAGGCCGGCCUGCCUCGCCACAUCUACCCGGCCGUGGAGUUCCUGGGGCCCUGCGAGCAGGGGGAGAGGAGAAACUCGGCUCCCGAAUCCAUCCUGCUGGUUCCGCCCACUUGGCCCAAGCCGCUGGUGCCUGCCAUUCCCAUCUGCAGCAUCCCAGUGACUGCAUCCCUCCCUCCACUUGAGUGGCCGCUGUCCAGUCAGUCAGGAUCUUAUGAGCUGCGGAUCGAGGUGCAGCCCAAGCCACAUCACAGGGCCCACUAUGAGACAGAAGGCAGCCGAGGGGCCGUCAAAGCUCCAACUGGAGGCCACCCUGUGGUUCAGCUCCAUGGCUACAUGGAAAACAAGCCUCUGGGACUUCAGAUCUUCAUUGGGACAGCCGAUGAGCGAAUUCUUAAGCCGCAUGCCUUCUACCAGGUGCACCGAAUCACGGGGAAAACUGUCACCACCACCAGCUAUGAGAAGAUUGUGGGCAACACCAAAGUCCUGGAGAUCCCCCUGGAGCCCAAAAACAACAUGAGGGCAACCAUCGACUGUGCGGGGAUCUUGAAGCUUAGAAACGCUGACAUUGAGCUGCGGAAAGGCGAGACGGACAUUGGAAGAAAGAAUACGCGGGUGAGGCUGGUUUUCCGAGUUCACAUCCCAGAGUCCAGUGGCAGAAUCGUCUCUUUACAGACUGCAUCUAAUCCCAUCGAGUGCUCCCAGCGAUCUGCUCACGAGCUGCCCAUGGUUGAAAGACAAGACACGGACAGCUGCCUGGUCUAUGGUGGCCAGCAAAUGAUCCUCACGGGGCAGAACUUUACGGCUGAGUCCAAAGUCGUGUUUACUGAGAAGACCACAGAUGGGCAGCAAAUCUGGGAGAUGGAAGCCACAGUGGAUAAGGACAAGAGCCAGCCCAACAUGCUUUUUGUUGAGAUCCCUGAAUAUCGGAACAAGCACAUCCGCACACCUGUAAAAGUGAACUUCUACGUCAUCAAUGGGAAGAGAAAACGAAGUCAGCCUCAGCACUUUACCUACCACCCAGUCCCAGCCAUCAAGACGGAGCCCACGGAUGAAUAUGACCCCACUCUGAUCUGCAGCCCCACCCACGGAGGCCUGGGGAGCCAGCCUUACUACCCCCAACACCCGAUGGUGGCCGAGUCCCCCUCCUGCCUCGUGGCCACCAUGGCUCCCUGCCAGCAGUUCCGCACGGGGCUCUCAUCCCCUGACGCCCGCUACCAGCAACAGAACCCAGCGGCCGUACUCUACCAGCGGAGCAAGAGCCUGAGCCCCAGCCUGCUGGGCUACCAGCAGCCGGCCCUCAUGGCCGCCCCACUGUCCCUUGCGGACGCUCACCGCUCUGUGCUGGUGCACGCUGGCUCCCAGGGGCAGAGCUCUGCCCUGCUCCACCCCUCUCCGACCAAUCAGCAGGCCUCGCCUGUGAUCCACUACUCACCCACCAAUCAGCAGCUGCGCUGCGGAAGCCACCAGGAGUUCCAGCACAUCAUGUACUGUGAGAAUUUCGCACCAGGCACCACCAGGCCUGGCCCGCCCCCGGUCAGUCAAGGUCAGAGGCUGAGCCCGGGUUCUUACCCCACAGUCAUUCAGCAGCAGAAUGCCACGAGCCAAAGAGCCGCCAAAAACGGACCCCCGGUCAGUGACCAAAAGGAAGUAUUACCUGCGGGGGUGACCAUUAAACAGGAGCAGAACUUGGACCAGACCUACUUGGAUGAUGAGCUGAUAGACACACACCUUAGCUGGAUACAAAACAUAUUAUGAAACAGAAUGACUGUGAUCUUUGAUCCGAGAAAUCAAAGUUAAAGUUAAUGAAAUUAUCAGGAAGGAGUUUUCAGGACCUCCUGCCAGAAAUCAGACGUAAAAGAAGCCAUUAUAGCAAGACACCUUCUGUAUCUGACCCCUCGGAGCCCUCCACAGCCCCUCACCUUCUGUCUCCUUUCACGUUCAUCUCCCAGCCUGGAGUCCACACGCGGAUCAAUGUAUGGGCACUAAGCGGACUCUCGCUUAAGGAGCUCGCCACCUCCCUCUAAACACCAGAGAGAACUCUUCUUUUUGGUUUAUGUUUUAAAUCCCAGAGAGCAUCCUGGUUGAUCUUAAUGGUGUUCCGUCCAAAUAUUAAGCGCCUGCUGACCAAAAGCACAUUCUGCACAAGACAGGACACUGGAACACGCCUGAGAACAGAGUGACUGGAGCUUGGGGGGAUGGGCGGGGGACAGAAGAUGUGGGCGCUGUGAUUAAACCCCAGCCCUUGCGUUCAUUUUUCCAGGUCACAGAUACAGCUCCUGUACCUUUUGAAGGAAAGGAGUUCUCAGAGCAACCAAAGGAACGUGAUCCAAGAGCCCAGCUUACAGGCUGAAGAAACCCAAAACCCUCUUGAUAGAGGUAGAAACUGAACUGUCAGUCCUUAGAGCUCGCCCAGUCCAUGCCACAACUGGGCCACGGCUAAAGCUUUAUUUUUGAAUUCUUAUUCCAAAACCAAACUGUCUUGCCCGGACAAGAUCACUUGUUAAGACUUCUUGGCGUUAAGUUAUGACAUGUAUAUGCGUUUGUUACUAUUUGUUUUCUGCUUUAAAAAGCUGGCCAGGGCACCUAGCACUGGAGCUAUUUUGGCGAGCUGUUCUUUAACCCCUGCAGCACGCAGUCCUGCUAACACAAUUUCCAUAGACUUGAGGGGCUGACCCAGGCUGCAGAGAGCAAGCACCUGUCUGCUGCAGCUGUACAACCUGGAUGCUUUGCAAGGUUCCGGCUUGCUUUCUUCCUAGCAGCCAGAGUGCUUUUCCGUAAAGCAGUGGAGAAUCUCAAGCAUGUGCAUUUAAUUGAGGAAUAGCAGAAGGGCUAAAGUAACCGAGAAGUGCGGGUAUUUUUGUUAAGUAAAACAGCCCAAGUGCUUCUGGAAGUGGGUGUCUACCGAGAUAGAGGAAAAGGGCUGAAUUCCCUCUAUCCUAAAUCCAAAGUGGGACAGUCGAGCUCAGGAUGCACUUCCCAGCUUCACUGGUUAAUUUGACCUGAACGUAUUUAAAGACCCUUUCUGCCCCUGAAGACCUAUUCGCACUAGAAUUCUAACGUGAAGAAAUCUACUCGAAUGCAUCCUUUAGUUUGAAUGAGCUCUGUUCAGACCAGUUGUAUGUUAUAUGUGAUUUCCUUCCUCCCAACUGUUUCCACUGAGCGCACCCAUAGUCUCCCCUAGUCUUCCUCUGUGGGUGCGAUUUUUGUGAUUUUUACAAACAAAACCCUUGUAGUUCUUGGCAGGUGUGUUUCUGUUGGCAUUUGCUGCAGAUACGCCAGGACAAGCGGUGAGAUUCAUUUUUAAGCCAUUCCGUUUCCUCAAUAAUCCACAACAAAGUGAAAAUAUUCUUAGCACGCAGACUGUACUUAGUGUUUUCUCAGUCCAGUCUGUAGGCAGAAGGCUUCAAAAGAUAGUCAUGGCCACUCAGUGCCCACUGUGGGCUUUGUAAGUCCUGGCUCUCCCGUCAAGGUUACCCAGAGGCAAAAGCUUCCUGGGAGUGGGGCCAGGUGUGUUUGGCACUCCAGAUAGAAGACAAAAUGCUCAGAUUCGGGCCUGUGCACUUGUAUGCAACCUGUUGGUCAAUACCUAGCAUUUAUUUUUCCCUAACAAUGGACAACCUUUCCCUCAUCCACCCCUAAGCUCAGAGUUUAGGAACAUUCUCUUUUAAAUAAACAGAAUGCCAGUAAGAGGUUGACCCCCACCAUAGAACUUCUGGGAUGCUAAAUACUUCCUCACGAACAAAAUAAGUUCCUUAUAUAAGUUCCUUAUACUAGCAGCUUCACCUAGAGAAUUCUCUCUCGGGCAAUAUGAAUUUUUCUCUCCAGCAAUAUUGGCUUCACUGGGGAAAAGCUAGGAGUGUGUGGUGAGUGAUUUGUUCUCCCUUGACCUGGCUAGGAGCCAUUUUUUAUACAUGAGGGAAUUUGAGCUUUCCUCAGUUAUCUGAAUGUUUUACCCAAGUGCCUUCCUGCUAUUGUAGCAAAGUAGCUCAGCUUCCUUGUCCACAGGUUGAAAAAGGACUAAUGCAUUUUCCAUCAGUUUUCUAACUAUGUUAGCAAAAAGGACCUCCUGGUAGCUCAACCUCCUGUACGCAUGUGUGUGUGUGUGUAAUACACACACAUAUAAACCCCUCUGUUUUUCUAAGACAUCUUAGCUGGAUAUUAUAGGAAGCACUUUCAUAAACAACUAUACCAAAUAGCAAAGGAAAGAGAAACAAAAGCAUUAGAUUUGAGACAUAAACAGGCAAGAGAAAGUGUAUUAGGAACUGACAGCUAUCAAGGAAGUUUUGUCAGUUACAAAUGCUAGGAGGAAAUUUUGCCAAGAAGGAUGGCUCAUGAAAUAUUUCCAGUAUGGGAAGAGGCAAUAAGAUCCUCUAAGAGAAUGAGAAAGUAGGGAUGUAUAAAUGGUAAAGAUGGGCGUGUUGCAGGUGUGUUAGAAGGAUCUCAGUUAAGUGAAGGUUUGCACUUGCUACAUCUAAGUUAAUGUAAAUAUGUAGCACUCUGACAGGUCUACCCAUGUUGCUGAAUGUAGUAUAUUUCCAAAGUUUGCAAGUCUUCCUGUAUUGUAAAAAAAAUGCUGCUGCUUGAUAAUAUGUAUAGCAAUCCAGAUUAAUUAGUAUGUUAUUAAAUUUUAUUUUCUUACCUGUAUUUUUAUGCUUUUUACCUGUCCUCAAAAUAUUACACCCCUGUUGGAAUUAGAUUUAUAUUUAUAAAUGGUCAGAAAUCUUUUUAAAUGUCUCUUUUUACACAUAGGUUGAUUUUUUUUUUCUUAAGAUAAAUGAUGUAUUCUUGAAACAUUUGUUAAUUAUUCCAGGAAACAAAAAUCCAUGUAAUAAAACUCCCACUCAGAGCCUAUUAGUCACCUACCUAGAAGACAGCAUCUCAGGAGAAGGAAUGGUUUCAUGGAAGAAGGAACCACCUUUUUCUUGCUCAAGAAUUAUGCUGACUUCAGCCCUGAGCCUGGAUCUGGUCACUGAGAAUCAUCAAGUGUCUAGAUCCCCCCAAAUAAGUAAUCUAGUAGGUGGUUUUGAUUUUAAAAAAUUGACACCAAAACCCUGCCUGCAUUGUAAUGGAAUUUGAAAAGAAUUCAUGUUCACAGAACCCUACGUUCAGGCUAAUAUUUACAGAGGGGACCAAAACCAAAUCCUGGUAGGUAACUCCUGUAUCCUUUAUCCAAAGGACAUCAACAGUUUUCCAGCAUAGACAUAACCAAGGAUGAAUUGAUUCCUUCAAAGAACUGGGAGGCACUGAUAUUGCAUUUUUUGUUUACAUCCAGUAGCCAAGACGCCUCAGUGAGCCAGUCUUGGGCAGAGGCUGUCACAUUUAGGCAGAUCAGGAGUUGAUAUGUUCUAAUUCUCACUCUGGACUACAGUGAAACUGAAUUUAUCAUGUCCAAAAAAAAAAAAAAAAAAAAAAAAAAAAAAAAAAAAAAAAACUUUCCAAGUGCUUUCUAUUGCUCAGAAUUGAAAGAAUGUUUUCAUUUCAAGUUUACAAGAGGCAUGGAUGGAGUUGUGACGUUCUUGACAAGCUGGGCUAACCUUUCCUGAACUCGUUUCCUGGAGGCAAGGUGCUCGGUGACCCAGCGCAUCUUAACUUUGGGUCUCCUAGGCUCAAGGCUAGGGCAUUACGUUUCAUGGAACCAAAACAGCCAAUUGCAUAGCAAGUAUUUUCCUGCAUUCCAAUUAAAUGCUUAAGAAAAAGCAGCAUCAUAUAAAAUUGUGAUCAUAAACAUCCAUUUCCCUCAGCUUUUGUGAGUGCCUUGACUUACAGCCAACAUCACUGUUUAACUCAGUCUGUUUAAAAACAAACUUUUCUGGUGGUUGGUAACAGAGUUUCUCCCUGCGCUAUCAGGGUCCUGAGAGCUGGAAGUGAAAGGGUUAAUUAACAUUCUACCUUUAUGCAGCUGUUGGCUGACUAGAAUAAACUCCCUGCUGAGUUCAAGCUUUGAAUGGAAUGGAUGCAAAUGAUGUUGUUUCUAUUAGAGCAGGUGCUCACAGCAUUCUGAUUGGCCUGAGCAGACCGAGGCUAUGGCGGUUGGAACAAACUUAGCACCCUGGACAUCUUGUCAAAGAACCUCACUCACCCCCUAUGGCCUCUACAGCCCUCAGAGGAGAGAAAACCAGUACAGUUCUCCAACAAACAGAGGUCUCUCCAACAUGGUGGUGCUGGCAGGCUUAGGUUUAGACAAUCCUGUUAAAGGCGUUUGAAUACAUCACAUUCCUAUGCAAAUGUUUUUAAUCUCCAGUUUAAUGUAGUUUAUUUUUCCUAUAUGUAAAGUAUUUUUAUACGACUUGUAUCAUGAUAGUUUAGCAAUAAAACAGUUGGAAGCAA
Molecule: messenger RNA, 7551 nt
Organism: Rhinopithecus roxellana (golden snub-nosed monkey)
Lineage: Eukaryota; Metazoa; Chordata; Mammalia; Primates; Cercopithecidae
Gene: NFATC2
Product: nuclear factor of activated T cells 2
Exons: 11
Coding region: 214-2979 (921 amino acids)
Biological process (GO): cytokine production; regulation of transcription by RNA polymerase II; calcineurin-NFAT signaling cascade
Cellular component (GO): transcription regulator complex
Molecular function (GO): DNA-binding transcription factor activity, RNA polymerase II-specific; transcription factor binding; RNA polymerase II cis-regulatory region sequence-specific DNA binding
Source: RefSeq, a predicted model, not a curated record